Molecule: messenger RNA, 1846 nt
Organism: Synchiropus splendidus (mandarinfish)
Lineage: Eukaryota; Metazoa; Chordata; Actinopteri; Syngnathiformes; Callionymidae
Gene: oscp1b
Product: organic solute carrier partner 1b
Exons: 11
Coding region: 113-1297 (394 amino acids)
Biological process (GO): transport
Cellular component (GO): plasma membrane; cytoplasm
Source: RefSeq, a predicted model, not a curated record
UGGCCUGGCAACCAGAUGAGGCUUCGCAGUCAUCCCCGCAAGCUUCACUGCUAGCUAGCCGUUAGCUCCAGCUAGUGUUCGCCUUCUUGCAAAAACGGUACGGAAUUUCACCAUGUCCUCGCGAACCCUGCCCCUCCUCUUCAUUAAUCUCGGCGGAGAGAUGCUUUAUAUUCUGGACCAGCGACUUCGAGCCCAGAAUAUCCCGGCUGACAAAGCGAAGAAAGUAUCCAAUUCAGCUGCCUGGAAAGAGGAUGACAGACGAAGAGUUAUGAAUGACAUCAUUACCACUAUGUUCAACAAAAAGUUCCUGGAAGAGCUCUUCAAGCCUCAGGAGUUGUAUUCCAAGAAGGCCCUGAGGACGGUGUUUGACCGACUAGCCCAUGCGUCCAUUAUGAGACUGAACCAAGCAAGCAUGGACAAGCUCUAUGACUUAAUGACCAUGGCGUUUAAGUAUCAGGUUCUCCUUUGUCCUCGGCCCAAGGACAUCCUCCUCGUGUCAUUCAACCACAUGGAUGCGAUCAAGGAGUUUGUGAAAGAUACUCCAAGUGUCCUCGGUCAAGUUGAUGAGACGUAUCACCAGCUGAUAGAGAUUUACACACCGUUGUCAAGUGGUGAAUUCCAGUUAAUAAGGCAAACACUUCUUAUAUUUUUUCAAGAUAUGCAUAUUAGGGUUUCUAUUUUCCUGAAGGAUAAAGUGCAGAACUCGAACGGCCGCUUUGUGCUUCCUAUUUGUGGCCCAGUGCCCUGUGGGACUCAGAUCCCGGGCUUGAUAAGGAUGUUCAGCUGCACUGGUGAAGAGGUCAGCCGGCUACAGUUCAAUAACGGGGGAAACUAUGCUGCUGCUCUCCGAGAGGGUUCUUUUGACCUGUUUGGUGAUAGAGUCACCAGACUUGGGACAAACAUGUACAGUGUGUGUCGUCCAGUUGAAACGCAUAUUUCAGGAACGUCCAAAAAUUCUGCACAGCACACGAAGGUCAACACCGCCCCCAACCCUCUGGCCAAAGAAGAACUGAAUCUGUUAGCUAAGUUAAUGGGUGGCUUAGAUUGUCAGACACCAGGGAACACAGACACUGGCUUUCGAGUGAAUCUUUUUGCGACUGAUGAGGAGGAAGAAGAGGCAUUAGUAUCAAGACCGGAUGAACUGUCAUAUGGAGUCAUUAACAUCCAAGCAACAAAGGACCAACAAACCAAUGCUGAGCUAGCCAAGAUCAUCGGCGAGUUCAGUGUGUCUCAAGAACAGUCUUCUAGUGGAAACAGUAAAGGUGAUGACCUUCUGGCCAUGAUGGAUGGCCUGUGAACUAAUUGACCAAUUGCUCACGCUUGCUCUAAAGUCUGCUGCUGCUCCAAUGACUUGAGAAAGAGGUCCCGCCCGUAUGAGUGCAUAACUAGGUGUUUGUGAAUGAAGCCAACCAAAUAAUACGUAACAUAAUUAACACAUUGUGAGAAACGGUCCCAUUUCUAUGUACAUGAUUGUCAUUUUCAAACAUGCGUAUUGUAUUUCAAUCCUGAUAUUUUGGCUCAUAUUGUGCCAUUAUAAUUGACUAUGUAUUAAGACACUAAAUUACAGAUGAUUUCAGCAUUGAAUUGUCAAAUGCAACAAUGCACCGUCAAGGUUUUUUGCUCAUUUCAAACACUGCUGCAAGGGCGGCUGGACUAACUGCCCUUUCUCAUGUGAUCCAAACCGGUUGUGUAAUCUUAACAUGAAUCCAUAAAUUUUCCAGUUACUCCCAGAGUAUUGUGGUUUGGACGGAGUGCAUUGUAAAUGUAUUUAUUUAUUCGUGUCAAUGUGUAUAGUAAGGUUAACUUGCGAUGUUAGAAUGUGCAUUUUGAUAAACAAUUAUAAUAA